This is a messenger RNA of Heteronotia binoei (common prickly gecko), 3904 nucleotides long. RefSeq names its product solute carrier family 35 member E3 (gene SLC35E3). The transcript has 5 exons. Lineage: Eukaryota; Metazoa; Chordata; Lepidosauria; Squamata; Gekkonidae. Gene Ontology annotation, cellular component: Golgi apparatus. Gene Ontology annotation, molecular function: antiporter activity; nucleotide-sugar transmembrane transporter activity. The record is from RefSeq and is a predicted model, not a curated record. The coding region runs from base 109 to 1038 and encodes 309 amino acids.
GCGGUAGUGGCGGCAGCCGGUGCUGCUGCCGCCGCCCCCUACCCGGGAGUGGUGGCUCGCUCCGCGGAGCGGCUUGUGGCGGACGAAGAGCUGGGCAGGGGGUUCAGCAUGGCUUGGGCGCCCCAGCGGGGCCGGCUGGCUGCGGGGCUACUGGUGAACCUGGCCUCGUCCAUCUGCAUCGUCUUCUUGAACAAGUGGCUGUACGUGCGGACGGGCUUCCCCAACAUGAGCCUGACCCUGGUGCACUUCGCCGUCACCUGGUUGGGGCUGUACGUGUGCCAGGCACUGAACAUCUUCGCUCCCAAGAGCCUGCGGCCCCGCCAGGUGCUGCCUCUGGCGCUCAGCUUCUGCGGCUUCGUCGUCUUCACCAACCUGUCCCUGCAGAACAACACCAUCGGCACCUACCAGUUGGCCAAGGCCAUGACCACACCGGUCAUCGUGAUCAUUCAGAGCUUGGCCUACGGCAAGACUUUCCCCGCCCGCAUCAAGCUGACUUUGAUUCCUAUAACCUUAGGUGUUUUCCUAAAUUCAUAUUAUGAUGUGAAAUUUAACUUUCUUGGAAUCGUAUUUGCUUCACUUGGAGUUCUAGUUACUGCCCUUUAUCAAGUGUGGGUAGGAGCAAAGCAACAUGAGCUACAAGUAAACUCUAUGCAGUUGCUGUAUUAUCAAGCCCCGAUGUCCUGCGGCAUGUUGUUGUGUGUUGUACCCUUCUUUGAGCCAUUGUUUGGAGAAGGUGGAUUUUUUGGACCAUGGACACUUUCUGCUGUGAUUAUGGUGCUGCUUUCUGGAAUAAUAGCCUUUAUGGUGAACUUGUCUAUUUACUGGAUCAUUGGGAAUACUUCUCCAGUCACAUACAAUAUGUUUGGACAUUUCAAAUUCUGCAUUACUCUCCUGGGAGGGUACCUCCUAUUUAAGGACCCUUUGUCUAUCCAUCAAGGCCUUGGGAUUCUGUGCACAUUAUGUGGCAUUUUAGCUUAUACACACUUCAAACUCAGUGAGCAAGAUGGAAAUAAAAGCAACUUGGUUCAGCGUCCAUAGAUCAAGGACUGAUGUGGAAACAGUUUGAAAUAUGCACUGAUUUAAAAACAAGCAAAAUAGCUGGAUUAGACAAUAGCUGCCUCCUAUUAUUGAUGAGGACACUGUAGUUCUGUUCUUUGGAAAAAAUCAGGCAUUACAUAAAACUCAGCUUUUAUAAUCAUAAUCCAUUUUAUUAACAUGUAAAUAGUUUGUUUAUGUAACAGGCUAUUGUUGACAUUGACUGCUCGUUUAUACCAAAUGAACUCAUUAGGGCAGAUGGGAAAUGCCAAAGGAAUUCAUUUUUUUCCUUCUAAUCAUUUGUUACAUUUGUUAGAAGGUAUGGAGAAGAGUUUAUUUACUGAUGUUGUGAAGUCAAAUGAACAUUGUUGUUUCUUGAUUUGACAGUGAAAUCUACAUUUUGUUGCUUUUUUUAAUGGACUGUUGAAUGUAAUCUUGUUUCUAACACUCAUGGAUACUUUUUAAAAAGCUUUUCCAUGUUGAAGAUCCAGUAGAAGCAAUAAUUCUGGAUAUUUUGUGUCUGUUUACUGGUAAUUAAACCAAACUCCAGUAUUCCAUUGUUAAGGUAUUGGAAGAGUCUGAUCCUUUAUAAAAUGAUUAUGUUUCUGAAGCUAGGAAACAUUUUGAAGUACAGGGCUUCAAAAAAGGCUGGGCAAACUUCUGUAAUCUGAAAUAUAUUUCAAUAUUGGCCUACAUAAGAGGGCAAAACCCACCAUCUUGGCCCAAUGCAGAUGUAGUGGUUCUGGUUCCUUAAAUGAUUUACUUAUAUCCUCUUAUCUUGCAGGGAACUUCCCUUUGGCCUUAACCAUGCUUAAGUGUUGAAUCUGCAGUGAUUAAUACUUGGGAAGGUUUGUGCUUAAUCAGAAUUUUUAAAGGGAUUUUUCAUUCCCUUGUUCCAGAUCCUAGUUAAACAUGAACAAUGCAUUGCAUUAGCAUAAGUUGAGGGAACAUAACUGUGGCUAAAUUGGCUGGUGGGCAGAUCUUUAUGUGCAUGGAGAAUAGCUAGGGAAGGGAAGGAAGCAGUUGUUCCUACAGCCUACCCUGUAACUUCAGUAAGGUAUCAGAACAGUUGCAUGUGCACUUGUGUCUUGUAAAUCGAGCCCCCAACCCCCAGUCCGUGGACUGGUUCCAGUCCGCAGCCUGUUAGCAACCGGGCCGUGAGUUAUAUAAUUAUUUCAUUAUAUAUUACAACAUAGUAAUAAUAAGCAGAAGACAUUGGAUUUAUAUCUUGCCCUCCCCAACAACAGACACCCUGUAAGGUGGGUGGGGCUGAGAGAGCUCUCCCCAGAAGCUGCCUAUUCAAGGACAACUCUGCAAGAGCUAUGCCUGACCCAAGGCCAUUCCAGCAGCUGCAAGUGGAGGAGUAGGGAAUCAAACCUGGUUUUCCCAGAUAAUAGUCUGCACACUUAACCACCACACCAAAAUAAAGUGCACAAUUUUAUCAUCCCAAAACCAUCAAAUCCCUCCCCCCGGUUCUGUGGAAAAAUGGUCUUCCGCAAAAACUGGUCCCUGGUGCCAAAAAGGUUGGGAACCGCUAUUGUAAAUGAAGUACAGAAGCUUGAACCAGAAGAUGGAAUGUUUUAAUAAGGUGAGAUAUGCCUUAAUUUGACACAGCUAGAAAUGUCACAUAUCUGUAAAAUAUGAAGAACAACUGAAAUAUUCAUAGUAAUUUUUAAUAAACUAAUUGUACUUAUUUUAAAAACUCUCUCUUACCUGUUUAGUACUAUUACACUUUAAAAAUCCAACACACUAUGAGAAUUAGCCAGUUUAUAGUAUGUUGGAGCAGAAGAGUGAAAACCUAGAAUAAACUGGACAAAGUUAUACAUAAAAGCAGCAAUAACUUGGUGGAUGGCCUGCAUGGCAUUUUGUCUUGAUUCCUAUCAUUUUAAAAGAAACGGAUAGGAGCUGGAACAAAUAACUGAGCUCUGCAGGACCCUUUUUAUAAGUGACUGAAUGCUUAUGAUAUCCCACAUAAGGUAUCAUUUUGCAAACAAAAAACAAAGGUCAGAUCCCAAGUGACAUGAUGUUUCAAUGAUGAUGGUACAAUAAUGAACAAGCAACCUUGCAAAGUGCAGCAUGGCCUGAUUUCAGGUUGUUGAAUGUUUAAUUGUCAAGUGUUUUAGUUGUGUUCAAAGCAUAAUUCCUUAAGUGAUGUGCAGCAUUUUUUGAUAGACCUUUCCAGUAUUAUGAUAGCCAAAACAUUUCAUCUCAUGUCAAGCUGAAGGAUUUCUUUUUAAAUUACAUUCAUGUACCUGUAAUUAGCAUUAAAAAUAGGCUGUAAAACAUGAUCUUGAAGUGCAUUGUGUUUUAAUGUAUGCACUGAUACAGUUAUUUGCACUUAAGUUUGUGCUGUGCACAAGCUUUUCUAAAAUGUAAAUACAUCGUAAGGAUCUGUUUAGUCAAAAACAGGUGCCUACAUAAGGACACAAAAUAGCCAGUAGCCACAGUGUGGCUUAAAGAGGUAUAAUAUUCUUACAAGUCAAUCCUGUGUCUGCAGAUGUAAUAAAAAAAAACAACUACCUAUACCAAUAGUCUUUUCUCCAAUUUGUUCUUCCCUGAAAUGUUUUCAGACACCGGAGAGACUUGUACUUCUUCAUCCCAUUAUACUGUUAUCAUGGUUUGCAAUUGUAAGAUGACAUUAUUGUAAAUACACUGUACAGUAGGAAUGUAUAUGGUACAUAAUGGCUGAACUGGAGUUGGUACUUGGUGGCAAAAAUGUAAAUAAAAUGUACAAGCUAUUUAAGUGUGCUAAAAAUAUACACAUCGUGUAGUAAGUAAAAUGAAGAUUUGUGUUUUGUUUUUAUUUUCCUUUAUGGGAAGCCCUUUUUUGUGAAUGAUUAUUGUGAAUAAACUGGUUCUGAUGCCUUUA